Raphanus sativus (radish) is the source of this 897-nucleotide messenger RNA. RefSeq lists its product as uncharacterized. The coding region runs from base 1 to 897 and encodes 298 amino acids. The record is from RefSeq and is a predicted model, not a curated record. Gene Ontology annotation, molecular function: nucleic acid binding; zinc ion binding. Lineage: Eukaryota; Viridiplantae; Streptophyta; Magnoliopsida; Brassicales; Brassicaceae. The transcript has 2 exons.
AUGGCAAACAUGGAGAAAAUCCAAUUUCCCGCUCUAGACAUCACGGGCACCAACUACAUUUCAUGGGUUACAAAUGUCGAACUUCAUCUUGAAUCUCUUGGUUUAUCUGAGACCAUUAAUGAGGAUAAUACUUCAACACCACAAGACAAGGCGAAAUCGGUGAUCUUCCUUAGAAGACACCUUAAUGAAAGUAUUAUUUAUGACUAUGCCAACAUGAGAGAUCCUAAAGAGCUAUGGAAGUCUCUGAAAGAUCGUUUUGAUCAUCAGAAAGACAUAACACUUCCACUUGCUCGAGAUGAAUGGCAAAUCACCGAGUCUCAAAUGCUUGAAAAGACAUACACCACAUUCCACAAGAGCCACAUCACCCUGCAACAACAAUAUAGGUUGCGGGGAUAUACCAAAUUUUCGGAUUUGAUUGUGGCACUUCUCAUAGCAGAAAAGAACAACGAGCUUCUGAUCAAGAAUCACAUGACUCGUCCAACUGGUUCCAAAGCGUUUCCCGAAGCAAACGCAUUAGAUGCGAAGAAACCAGCAAAGGUAAAUAAGGCUUUUCGCGGUCGCGGACGUGGUCGUCAAAACUACCGUGGACGUGGACGAAAGUACAAUCCACAGGAUAGGAAGUCAUUCCAGUGGGUCCGCUCUGAACAAUCCCCUAAGGGAAAAGAACGACAAGGAAGUACCUCCCAGAAGCGAGAAGAUGCUUGUUUCAGAUGCGGUACUAAGGGACAUUGGUCUCGUAUAUGUCGUACCCCUGCACACCUUUGUGAUCUGUACAAGAAGUCCGUCAAAGAGAAAGAAAAGGAGGUAAACUUUGCAGAACAUUCUGAGGGUACAACGCACCUCGAUGCGUCUGACUUUGUGAAUGAUUUCGAGGAGACCGCUAUCACGGAAUCUUAA